Molecule: messenger RNA, 1184 nt
Organism: Diachasmimorpha longicaudata
Lineage: Eukaryota; Metazoa; Arthropoda; Insecta; Hymenoptera; Braconidae
Product: lethal (1) G0320
Exons: 6
Coding region: 151-993 (280 amino acids)
Cellular component (GO): endoplasmic reticulum; endoplasmic reticulum membrane
Source: RefSeq, a predicted model, not a curated record
AGCGGUUCUUCCACGUAGCAGUAGGUUGGAGAGAAUGAUAUUGGAGACUCAACCAAAAAUCAUCGUAAAUCGUACCAGUUUACUCUUGACAAUCGGGCUUUGGAGUUUGUAGUGACGUAGUUGGAUUUCACCUAUCCACUAGCCAUAAAUAUGAGGAGUUUGGUGUUUCUUGUACUCAUUACCUUGCCGGCGUUGAUUUCCAUUCUUAAUGGUGGGGCUCAUGUAGCAUAUGCCCAGGAGGAUGAAACUGUUGACGAUAUGGUGGACGUCGAGGAGGAGAGUAAUGUACUGAUUGAGGAUGAAUUAGAGGAAGAGGCACAGACAGCUUCAGCUGAUGCUGAUACCACUAUUUUGUUCACGAAACCUGUUAUUAGUCCGUUGUCGACUUUAGAACUCCCCGGAGGCCAUAUAGUUGAAUUCCUCGUCGGCUUCACCAACAAAGGCAAGACAGACUUCAUCCUGGACACAUUGGAGACAUCCCUGCGUUAUCCCAUGGACUUCAAAUUCUACAUCCAGAAUUUCACUCAUCUUGCUGUCAACAAAGUUGUCAAGCCUGAUCACGAAGCAACUCUACAAUAUUCAUUCAUUCCUUCUGAGACCUUUGCUGGACGACCAUUCGGUCUCAAUGUCAAUCUGAAUUACAGAGAUGCUAAUGGAGCGAUAUUCAGUGAAGCUGUCUACAAUGAAACAGUCCAGAUAAUCGAAUUAGACGAAGGUCUGGAUGGUGAGACUGUUUUCCUAUACAUUUUCCUUGCUGCCUGUGUCAUUCUGACCCUCGUGGGUGGACAGCAGCUACUUGCAUCUCUUGGAAGGAAGUCGCGAUCUUCGUCGACGAGGAAACAGGCUGUGGAGAUGGGUACGUCGAACCCCAACAAUGUGGAUUUCGACUGGCUACCAAAAGAGACUCUCAAUAGACUCAACAAAUCCCCAAGAACCCCAAAACAGAGUCCAAGGCAAAGGAAAGCGAAGAGAACUGCUGGGUCUGAUGAUUAAGUGUGUGUUCAUGUUUAUUAUUUAAUGUAGGAAUAAAUUCAAAACAGACAACAAAAAAAGACGUGUUUGAGGGUGGUGUGAAUGAGGAACAGACGAGAUCAAUCUAUUUACCUUUUUUGUUUACGAAGUAAUUUAAGAGCUGUGAGAGUUUGUAUUCGAAACAGAAAUUAAAUUUUUUCCAUAAAAUCACA